Messenger RNA from Puntigrus tetrazona (Sumatra barb), 3684 nucleotides. RefSeq names its product ligand dependent nuclear receptor interacting factor 1 (gene lrif1). NCBI's taxonomy places the organism in Eukaryota, Metazoa, Chordata, Actinopteri, Cypriniformes, Cyprinidae. The coding region runs from base 260 to 2953 and encodes 897 amino acids. Gene Ontology annotation, biological process: regulation of DNA-templated transcription. Gene Ontology annotation, molecular function: nuclear retinoic acid receptor binding. The transcript has 4 exons. The record is from RefSeq and is a predicted model, not a curated record.
CUUUUAUUCCUUAUAUUUCCCCCAUUCAUUAUUCAGCACAUUUGCUCUGCCUCAUUUAAUUCUUCCCAUUCUUUCACCCCUUUACGCUUCCGAGGUUAGGUGUCUUUUAUUUUGAUUUUUACUUUGAAACGUAUUUCCGGUGAGAGUUCAACGUCCUGUAGAAGUCAGCUUUGAAGUUGAUGGAUAAAAUCUAACGAUGCGCUAAAGAAAAUAUAGACAGCGGGUAUUUCUUAAGGUGUAAUGCCUACAGAUAUUCACGAUGGAGGGUGGAACAGGAGUCUAUUAUCAAGCAAUGCCUGCGGUGGGACCCGAUGGGAAAAACGUCAUGAAGUUAAUUCCUGUCCAGAAAGUAAAUGGACGGUUUUAUCAGACGCCAUUUAGCAUAGAAAGAGACGGCAUGGAUGCAAAACCAGUUCAUCCACCUGCUGCUGCUGCUUCAUCUCAAACACAGAUGCAGCUCCCCUCUGUUCAGUCUAUAGCGGAUGGACGGUAUUUUCUAAAAACCCUGCCGCUGGUCGGAACUGGAUCUGACACUGUCACAACUCAAAACGUCGGAACUAAUGACCUCAUUUUUCACAACUCAAAGCCAGUGCAUGUUCCUCUUUCAGCCCAAUCGCUUUCCCAGUAUUCAGUCCAGUUACCUCCUAAGCCCAAUAGACAGGGCAUGGCGGCCGUCCAAACGUUGCCCGUUACAGUUAAAUCACCUGUUCUCCCAAACGGGCAUUUCCUGCAGAUCCCUCCCAAUGCAAAAGUUAGGACUCUGCCGGCCACUGCUCUCCCACAGUCCAUCAAAUGCCGCAUAAUGGACUCUGUGAGUAACACCCCUAACCUCCAGAACAGUCCACCUACAGUUGUGCUUGUUUCUCCUGUGAACUCUGUUAAGCUAAAUUCUGACCAGCAGGUGGUGUCGCUUACAAAGCCAAGUCAAAUACAGUCCCUGUUUCAAAAUGUCCCUCCAAACCUCCAAACACCUGGUUGCAUUCCCAAAACGAACGAAGAAGUGAACACUCCCUUAAAAUGGGUCGUCCAGGAGGGAACGGGUGCGUCCGCUCCUUGCCUUGUACCUGUAACGACACCGAAUGUCGACUCUGACGCCAAAAAAGCAGUCGAGCAUGUCAGCUCAGUUGAGAUGGCAAACGAAACUGUGACAAGCAAAGCCACACCUCCUCAGACCAGCCAAGAAAAGAUCACCCAAGGCAAAGACAAUGCCCUGGUCAUGUGCAAUGGGAAAGUCUACUUUGUGGCCAAGAAAAAUUCAGAGAUCGUUAAAGAUGUGAUGAUCAGUGAAGGUGGGAAAAGGGGUGUUGUCAGCACCUCUCCUGCCCUGCCUGCCAGCUCCGCUCUGGGGACAAACCCUUCUAAGCAAGACCCCAAAAGAAAAGUGAGUGAAAUUAUUGAUCUCUGUGAUGACGGUGAGGAAACGUCCACGUGUCUGGGAGGUGCCCCGGGAAAUUUGCCUACACCGAGUCAAACUGAAGUGGAUGAAAGCGACGAAGACUCUAAUGUUAUAUUUGUGUCAUACAUUCCACCCAAGCCAAAGACUCGUGCUGGUGACAAAGUGGACAAAGCUGAGGAAGUUCAGCACACGCAGACGAUCGCAAAGUCUGUCUCUCAGAAUGAUGGAGAAAAACCGGCACAUGCAGAAAUUGAAAAAGAUAGUGAUCUGGAUAAUCCAUCAACCAAAAUGAGUGACGAGAUGAAGGAUAAGCAGGUUGAGGCAAAUAAAAGAGAUGAAAGCAGCUUGAGCUGUCCUUCUGAAAAUGUGAAUGUAGAGACGGAGAAAAAACUGGAGGGUGGACCGUCUGAGACAAGAUGUCAAAAUGACGCAGCUGGCGAUCACACUGACAGGAUUUUGAAAACAGCCCAGAAAGUCUGUGUUCAAGCCACUUCUAAAACUAAAAAGGGCUAUAAAAAGCCAGACUCUGAUCAGAGGAGACAACCCAAGACUGACUGCCAGCUAAGAAAAGAUUUCGGCAUCACCUCUGAUGUAAGAAUUUGCCUGCAAAGAUCAAAGCUGACUGUGAAGCCAAAUCAACAAACGGGGAGACUUAUCAUAAACAAACGCACGUUAGACGGCCUCCGUAAGGUGAUCCAGAAGUCAAAGUUGCAGUCAAAAAUACAGCAAAUGAUGCAGGUUCCCUACACAAAAAAACCAGAGGAGAAUGAAGGCUUGAAGGCCAAAAGAAAAAAGCUGGAUGAAAGUCAAGAUCAUUUCUCUCCGAGCUCUACAAACCUUUCACCUGCCUCUAAAUGUUCAGUUGUUGUCAUUGAAAACUUUUUAGCCUGUCAAGAAGAGGUUGAAUCUACAGUCGAUAAGGUUGAUAAGCAAUCUGAAAAGCCAGCAGAUUGUACUGGUAACACUAGCUGUUUUCCCUCAUCUGAACAAAAAGCAAAACCGACGUCUAGUCAUACCAUAUCACCUUCUUCUCAAAGGAAGACCCCAGCGCGCUCCAAAAAGGGUAAGGUAUGCACAGCCUGUCCUUGUGGGACUGUUUUGGGGGCUACAGAAGCCACUUCAUCCCUCCAUUCACAAUACAGACCGAAUCUGGGUACUGCUGUCGAGUCGCACAAAGGGACAAGAAAAAGCUGCUUAAAUAAAACCCCGGAAGAGUGUCCCCAUCCUCAGAAACGCCAACAAAAAAAUCCAGAUCCUGUUAAGAAAGCAUGGAAAAAACAGUCAAGAAAUCCUCUGUUGGAAGGCUCUACUAGUCAAACCUCAAAUGACAUCUCGGUGAACGUUACAGCAAGUGCAGCAUUGGACAACCCCAGCGCGUCAUUCUCGGAAAAACCGCAAAGACCAAAAAGAGACGCAUUCCCAACACAGUCACUGUACACGUUGGAGACUCUGGAUGCGGAGGAGAUAAAACGGCGCGAGAGAAUCGAACGUUUGAAGGGUCUCCUGAAGGAGAAGGAAGCUGCGCUGGAGCGGAUGCAGAGGAGCAUGAACGUUUAGUCAUGUCUCUUCGUUUAAAAAGGCUAUGCUGCAUGCCGGAUUGAAUAUUAUUGAGAAAACCACCAAUAAAAACCACCAGGAAAAAUGUAUAAAGUUUGUACAGUGUUUAUUCUGUUAAGAGUUCAGUGUCAUAUUUUAUUGUAUUUGGCUGUUUAUGCGUUUUGUGAUGGUUGUUAUUUAUAGUUGGUUUUAGUAUAUUUAAGCAGAUGCCAUCGUAUUAUUUUUGAUAUCAUUGUUUUACGUGCCUUUUUAUAAAUACUUUUGUUUUCUGUAGUUAAAUUUAUAGUGUAACAGCCUCAUUUAAUAUUAAUACAUUUCGAUUUCAAGAAUGCUGUAAAUAGCAUCAACCUACUGGUUAAAUUAUUCUAUUUUUGUAGUUCCAUUCCUAUUAAACUUUCUUAAAAUGUUGUUUGUUACCUUGUUAAAUUACAAUUUUAUGUGUGCUAAUGCCUCAGAUAUCUUACAUUUGUUUUGUUCAGAAUUGUAAAUUCUUAACCUCUUAAUGUAUAAACCUCUGUUCAGCUUGUUCGUUCGUUCCUACUGUGUAACAAAAUAUGCUGUCAGAUUGUUAAUGGCACGAUUUGAAAAUUACUAUCAGACACUGGAUAGCCAUUAACCUUUUUUUUUUUUUUUUUUUUUUUGUAUUUAUGACAACACGUUUUGGGAUGUAGCAAACAUUCUGCUGUGUUAUAAGUAACGGCAAUAUUUCAUUAAAAGCAACCAAAAAGUUA